CGGAAAGUGAAACUGCUGUGACUUGAAAUCUACGAAACUUCCUGGUGGCAAACGCGGUUCGUCAUAUAUCAAACAAGAACCAGGGGAGCUUCGGGAGCGGAACAGACGGUCCACAUCGUGGAUGCCAGUAAGGGCUUCGUCCCUUGCCUGAGGACCUGGACUGACACCUCAGCCAGGUCCCAGUAACCAACAUGGGGAAUGCAUUUAGUUGCUGUUGUCCUGCUAAUCCCUGUGAGCGGCAGGAUGAGGGCCAGCGGCUGCUAUGUGAUACCGUCCAGAGCCCGCAGACCUCCAGUAAAAAUUUGGACGGGGUUCCAGGGAGUACAGACUGUACCACUGCAGAAAGCUCUGAGACACCUUCACCUACAGAUGACCGGGCGACCGACCAGUUGAAAGCAGGUAAUUCACUGGAGCCCGCUCAACCUGAGGUGGUCUCAGAUGAUGCAAAUGUGCAGGUUAGGGCAGAUGCCUUGCCCACACAGGUGACGCCUGAAGCAUCAGCCGAUGCUACCAGUGUACCUGUGACUACAGCGUCUGCUGUGGACAGAAGUAUACUACCAGACCCGGAGGAGGCAGCUACAGGAGUGGUGUCACAAGUGCUGGCAGAUGCCACUACGAUUGUCAAAGUGUCUGGAGAGGAGGAUGUCCCAGCAUCCACUGCACCACAAACCCAGGAUGUAUCCACUGGAAGGGUUGAAACCCAGGACGCUUUCCCUGAGAAGGUGGAGAGCCAGGCUGUGUCCAUGGAGAAGAUGGAGGUGCCUGUCGCCAUGACCGAGAGCUCCUCUGUUUCCGUAGAGAAGCUGGAAAGUGAGGAGGACGCUUCAGCUGUGAGCAAUAGUCAGGCGGAUCCCACGCUGAUCAAGGCUGUUUCUGCUGAGAAGCUAGAGAGCAAGUGCGCUUCCACCGUGAGCGAUAGCCAGGCUGCUCUCAUUGGAAUCGAAAGCCAGGCUGAUUCUACUCCGAUCACGCCCCAGGCUGUUCCCAUUGAGAAACUAGAGAGCCAGGACACUGCUGCCGUGAUCGAGAACCAUGCCGUUGCUCCUGUGAUCGAAAGCCCAGCCGCUGCUGCCGUGAUCAAGAACCAUGCCGUUGCUCCUGUGAUCGAAAGCCCAGCCGCUGCCACCGUCAUUGACACCGUCACUGACACCAAGACUGCUGCCACAGAGGAUCUAGAGAAUCCUACUUCUGCUAUCGUGAUUGAUAGCCAGCCCACUUCCACCAUUACUGAUAGCCAGGCUGUUUCACCUGAGGUUGUGCCUGAGGCCCCUGACUGCUCUGUUAAAGUAGAUGCUCAGGAUGUUUUAACCGAGAUAAAUGGAACUACACCGCCAAAAACCCCAGAGAAGAAUGAAGUACUUGCUGAACUUGAACAGGGUGCUGUUGUGCACUUAAAUGGUUCCCUUACAGAGGGUGUGUCUGUCGAGGAAAUCGCUGAUGUCGUUAUUGUACCUGAAGAGCACCCUUCCACCAUUGAGCCAGACAUAAAGAAAGCAAGCCUGUUGAUUGCCAGUUCCUCAGCUGAAGAAGAUUUGACUGUGGCUGCCAAGGAGUUGUCUCCUUCCUCUGACACUCAUGUCCAGUUUGGACUCUCUGUAGCCCAGGACUGUGAACAAGAUGUGCCCCUGCACAGUAGUGAGGAUGAACAGCCACUCUCCCCUGCCGUGCUCAACGCAGAUGCUAAGCUUGCUGAGUCGAUCCCACAGCACAGCAGCGAUGUUGGUCCUGUGAUCAGUAUGGAGGAAUCAUGCUCUGAGAGAGGUCAUGAACUCAACUCCGCUACCACUGACACUUCUGAAAGUCCUGUAACCGUCAGUGUGCAAGAUGACCAGGACAAAAAGAGGACUGACAAGGAUCUGAGUGUCACAGAGGAGCCCUGCAAUGGUGAAGACUUGGACAACACCCUCCCCUCAGUUACGACUGAAAAAGAUGUACACACUGAGAUUAGGGACCCCGCUGCAGACUCUGAUGCCCAAGAUGUGGUUGGCCUGACCACCUUGUCUUCACUGGACGAUCUGUCGGAGGAAAAAGAGGCAGUGACAUCCUCGGUGUCCAAGCAGGAAGAGCUAGAAAUGGAGGCAGAGACUGUUGCCGCCGAAUCGGCAGUUGGGGGGCUGGUGGCCGGUAGUCUAGAUGAGAGACCUGGAAGUGCUGGCAUGAGUCUGGAGUCGGACGGCAAUGCUGUGAACUGUGAAGAAGAUCUCUAUCGUGGUGAGGAGGAGAUUGAGGAAGAACUGGACAAGCAAAAAUCGCUGGAAAUGACCAUUCCAUUACCGGAAGACCAAUGCAGCCUUGAGCCGCCCAUGGCCAUUUUGAUGUACAGUGAGAGGGAGUGGAAAGGGCAAACCACCAAAAGUGCUGUCAUCAGAAAGGGCUACGCUGCGCUCUCCGAGAGUUUCGGAUGCCUCCGGCGGGUGAGAGGAGACAACUACUGUGCCCUGCGAGCCUCCCUGUACCAAGCACUGAUGGGCACCACCCUGCUUCCUGACUGGCUGCAGCAGGAGAGCUUCUCAUUGAUGGCGGAAGAGCUCGAGUCUAAACAUGGUCUGAUUAACGGAUGGGUGUUUCCUGACGUAUGUAAGCCGAUGAAUGGGAUUGAAAAUGAUGUGGAUCUGAUGAAACAUUACCUGGGCCUUCUUCAGAAAUGGUGGCGUGCGGUGGCAGAUUCCUCUGGGCUCGAGGACCGCAGGCGUGUGUGUGAUGAGCUGUUCCAGGGCGGAGAGGACGAGUUUGGCCUCAUGGAGGCGCUCAAGCUGCUGAUGUUGGCCCGCGCCGUGGAGUUGCACACCUCCAUGCAAAAGGGUGAUGAUGUGCCAAUCUUCUGCUGGCUGCUGUUCGCCCGCGACACCUCCUCUUGUCCGCGCACGUUCUUGGCCAACCACCUGAGCCAGGUGGGCUUCAGUGGGGGUUUGGAGCAGGUGGAGAUGUUUCUCUUGGGUUAUGCUCUGCGUCACACCAUCAAGGCCUAUCGCCUGUACAUGGCUGAGACGGAAGAGUUCAUCACACAUUACCCUGACGACCAUGUUCAAGACUGGCCCUGUCUUUGCCUGGUAACGGAGGAUGACCGUCAUUACAACGUGGCAGUUGGCGAGUCUGCCUGUCCUCAGGACGCUCUCUCUGGAGGACCGCAGUGAUUGGCCGUUCAGCUCUUUUUUUUUUCUGCCACUUGAUUGUUGACCGAAGAGACCAGGGUUCGAGCGCGGCCAACUCAGGAUACUACUUUUCAGCUUACUUAAAUAUACUAUUUUCCUCUGCAUCACAUUUGCUACUGUACUGUGGAAUCUUUUCUCUGGAAGUCUUCCUUUGGAAGCUACAAAGGCCUUUUGUUGACAGUCUACAGUAACUUCAUACCUCAUGCAGAUGGACUUGACGGGGAAAAAAAAAAAAAAAAAGACAACAGCUGCAAAGAAAAGCACUCCUUUAAGCACAAUAAGGGAAGGAUGCUUGAAGAACUGUAACUUAUGAGUUGUAUACACUAUAUUUUUUCAAAGGUUGUAAUUUAUACGGGUCAGGAAAGGAGAUGUUGAGAGACGGCAGUCCUGACCAACCAAAAACUCAAAUCAAGUGGCUCUCAUCUUGGUGUAUUGCCCUUACAGACAAACUGUAAUGAUCCUAACCCAUGAAGAAAAUGACCAACUCAGCCUGGCCAACAUGCGUUAUCAUGGUUUGUGGUCACCAUUUGUGCAUUCCUCAACCAUGCCUGAUGUUUCUCUCACUCAGAGCAAAAGGAUUGUUUAUUGUCUGAAGGCAUGUUUUUUUAUUAUUAUUAUUAUUAUUAUUAUUAUGAAUUGGAACUCAUUGGAGAUCUGAAAAGCCAAGUUAUUUAAUAAAAAAAAAAAAACGUGCCAAUAUUUCUGCAAGUGAAAUUAUAUCGACCCAAGCUUUGAAGGUUUUUUUUUUUUUUACCUGAUGUAUUACAAGGGUUCACAAGUUAUUUAAGGAUCUCCUGUAAUAUUUUCUUGUACUACUGAUUGUAAUAGACUAACAACAAAUGCUGUAUUUUUCUACGUGACUCAGUUGAGUUUUAGGUUAAAAUAAUUGUCAGUGAAUCUUUAGCUGGUUAAUAUUAAUCUAACACUGGUGCUUAACUAAAAGGGAUAAAAAAAAAGAGAAAGUUGAAGAGAAAAUGUCUGAAACAGGUGCAAUUUUAAUAUCUCCAGAGUCUGUAAUAAAAGACACAUUUUAUCAAUA
Sardina pilchardus (European sardine) is the source of this 4191-nucleotide messenger RNA. RefSeq lists its product as uncharacterized. The transcript is spliced from 11 exons. Gene Ontology annotation, biological process: protein linear deubiquitination. Gene Ontology annotation, cellular component: cytoplasm. Lineage: Eukaryota; Metazoa; Chordata; Actinopteri; Clupeiformes; Clupeidae. The coding region runs from base 192 to 3134 and encodes 980 amino acids. Gene Ontology annotation, molecular function: cysteine-type deubiquitinase activity. The record is from RefSeq and is a predicted model, not a curated record.